Molecule: messenger RNA, 540 nt
Organism: Tribolium madens (black flour beetle)
Lineage: Eukaryota; Metazoa; Arthropoda; Insecta; Coleoptera; Tenebrionidae
Exons: 2
Coding region: 39-461 (140 amino acids)
Source: RefSeq, a predicted model, not a curated record
AUAAAACCAAACGUUUGCGUCCAGUUCGAUAACAGUGAAUGUGUUUGUAUUGUGGUUACUUGUGUGCAUCGGCCCCGCUUUAUAUCCGCAAAGCCAUAAUGACCAGCUUGCUCCUAGCAGUAUGUGGCAUCAUCUCAUUGGUGAAUUCAAGUCCGAUUAUUUCCUCCUACAAUUUGGUGUCUCCAGUUUUCCACUCCGGAGUUAACCCAACGAUAAUUGCGGCCCCUCAGCCUACAGAAAGCGUCGCUCAUGCUGCCGUUGUUGAAAAUGCAGUCGCCGAAUCUCAAUUACCACCAGAAUUAGUGAAUCCCUUUUAUAAAAAUCCAGCAAUUGCAGCCGGCUUGGCAAAAGAAUCAUGGUUCACUAACAAGGAGUUUCCGGUUCAUCAUCGCGAAGCUGAGAAAAUUCCAAGAUCGCAAAUAUAUAAACUUGUUAGCCAACUGCACGAUCGAAGACGGUGAAUUCAGUGUUAAGUGAAUGUCAAGACUGAAGUGAUUUUAUUUAUUUUUGCAACUAUUUUCAAUAAAAAAUUAUGAAAUU